AUGAAGGUAGUUAAAGGUACAAGUACAGGAGAUAAAACAAAUUAUAAUUAUUCUAAACCAACUCCUCCACCAUCGGUUCCAAUUGAUGAUCAAUUUGAUGAUACAGAUGAUGAUUGGCAAAUAUCAAAAGGUAAUCGUUUACAACAAAAAUUUAAUGAAAUUAAUCAAACAAUGAAAAAAAUUGUAUCACCAACCUAUGAAAUGCAAAUAAAUGAAGAUAAUCAUAAUGAAAUAUCUAUUAAACCACCACCAGCUAUAAUACAACAACAAACACGAACAUUAGCACAAAUAAGAGAACAACUUGCAUUAAAACGAAAAGCAUCUGCUGCAGCAGCUUCAAAUUCAUCAAUAAUAACAAAUAAUCCAUCUUCUAAUUCCAUGAUUAAUAUUAUUAAAUCAGAAAUAUUUACCCGAAAUCAAUCUAGUGAACGAAUAAUAUCUUCAUCUACAACUCAUAAUUCACCAAUAGAACAAAUUGAUACAAUCCUACCUUCAUCUUUGUUCAACAAUCAAUUGUCAAAUGAUUCUCUUCUUUUGAAUACGACUAAUAAUAAUAAUAAUAAUAAUAACAGCCAGAACAAUAAUUCAGUAACACAAUUUUUAUUCGACGAUUUUUCUGAAACAUUCGAUCCAUUUACUGCAUCAAUGAUUGAUAAUAUCAGUGAAUCAACAACAAAUAAUCAUCAAAGAAAUAUUCAAACCGAACAAGAUCAAUCAAAAAUAAACUCAAAUAGUCAACUUACACUUGAUUUUAAUAGUAUUUUACAAGAAUUAAAAUCCGUUGGUGAAGCACAUCAACCAGAACAACAAACAACAAUGAUUGUAGAAAAUAUUACAGCUAAUAUUAAACAACAAUUACAAAUAAAUGCAAAUUCAAAUAAUACAGGUAUAAUUAACAUGAUAGAAUUAUCUUCAGUCAAAUAUGAACCAUCAUCAUCAUCAGAUGAUCUUUUUGCAUUUCUUUCAUCAGAUUCAGCUCUAUCAUUGCCUAGCAUAAAUACAAUGAUGCUUUCAACAAUUCCUACAUCAACUAUAACAAAUUCAUCUGGUCGUACACCGAAAAAAAAAGGAACUAAAGGAGAUAAUUUAUCACCUAGAAUAAAAAAAGAACCUGGUGGAAUAGUAAAAACUAAAACAAUUAAGAAAAAUAAAAAAGAAACAACACUUAAUGGUGAAUCAUUACAACAAAUAUUAAUUAAAACUAACGGUGAAUUUAUUGAACCAAUGCAUAUUGUACUUGCAUCACCUGUUAAACCUCAACAAUCCACAACAUCCUAUUCUCCUAUAGCACCAGCAACAAAUAAAAAAAAUACUAAUGAAACAACAACUAGUUGGAUGACCACAAAUAUUUCUCAAACAACAAAAAAUGCACAAGCACUUGCAUUAAAAGCUGUUGCAAGAAAUCAAGUAGCAAAAAUUAAUCAACAACAACAGCAACAACAAGCAAUGGAUACUGGUAAUUAUGAUUCAUCACGUCCAACAUUACUUGUAACACGUACAGAUUCUUCAACACAACAACAGGCAUUACAAGCUCGUGUAAAUGCUUUUGUAGUAAAUAUGCCUCAACAACAAUCUGCUAAAUUCAUUCCUGCAACAAGUAACACAUUAACACCCCAACAACAUGUAUUUUUACAACAAAUUAUGCGUUGUGAUUCUUCAACAACAGUUUCAGAAUCAACAACACCUAUAGGAAAUCUUGUCCAACAACAACAACAACCAAUAUCUACAACUGUUCGUGUACCAACAACAACAUCAACAACAACAUUUAUUUCACAACAACAAGUUCAACAAUUAUCAAAUAGUAAUGAUUCAAUACGAAAACAACAAUUAUUUGAUGCACUUUCAACAUCAUUAGCAACAAGUCGUACAACAAAUUAUAAAUGUACAUGUGAAUGUAAACCAUUAAUUGCCUGUAAAAAAUGUGGUGCUUAUUGUCAUGAUGAUUGUAUUGGUCAAACAAAAUUAUGUGGUAAUUGUCUUGUUAUAGCUCCUUGUUAA
Molecule: messenger RNA, 1998 nt
Organism: Rotaria sp. Silwood2
Lineage: Eukaryota; Metazoa; Rotifera; Eurotatoria; Philodinida; Philodinidae
Source: the annotation of a GenBank genome assembly